AUAACAAUCUUGGCUAAUGCUUGAUAAUCUUGAAGGAAUUAUGUUCUAUUUCAAAUCGCAUUGGUUUCAGUAGAAAUAUUUAUAAUUUUUUUCCAUUUAAUAAUAGAAUAGAAAUUUUAUAGAAAGGUAGAGGUCAAAAAGAGAGGAAGAAAAUUGUGACAGUGUUCCGUCAAUCUAUUAAUGUAAACCCCUUUGCGUUCAAUGGCGUUUGUCUUUCAGUAUGGCCGAUACGUGAGGAUUGUAUAAAUCCUAAGUGAUUAAUCGAUAAAGUGUCGUUCGUUUAUGAUGCUUUUAAUUUGUCAAUAAUAACGCAUUAGUCCUGUUGUACCAUUGUAAUAUUUUGAUAAAUUUUUAAUAUAUUAUCGGAACAUGUCUAGAAUAUUCGUUAAUUCCAUAAUACUCGGUCUGCUUAGCCUAUCUGGAAGACCUUCGUAAGACAAACAAAAGUAUACACAAGUGUAGAAUUGUGUUGAUAUUGCUGUUAUUUCAUGUUUUACCUGACGACAGUUAUGAAUUUUGAAGCAGUGUAAUCUUUUAAACAAUUUAAACACAACAUUAAGUGAAAAACCUUUUUAUUCAUCGUCAUUGAAUGAUUCGUUUGAGUGACACACAGAUGUGAAGUUUUGAAAGCAAAAAAUAGAAAUUUGUAGAUAUGACUGAUACACGUAGAAGGGUAAAAGUGUAUGCUUUAAACAUUGAACGGCAGUGGGAUGAUCGAGGUACCGGUCAUGUUUCAUCAAGUUAUAUCGAUCGCCAUAAAGGAUUUUCGCUCUUGGUUAGAGCUGAAUCUGACGGAUCCCUAUUAUUGGAAUCAAAAAUUCAACCUGACACAGCCUAUCAGAAGCAGCAGGACACACUCAUCGUUUGGUCAGAAGGAGACAACUUUGAUUUGGCUUUGAGUUUCCAGGAAAAAGCUGGCUGUGAUGAGAUAUGGAGCAAGAUUUGUGAGGUUCAAGGCAAGGACCCCUCUGUUGAAAUUACGCAAGAUAUCGUUGAAGAAUCCGAAGAUGAGAGAUUCGAUGAGAUGGCUGACGCUGAUCCUCCAGUGGAGUUGCCUCCCUGCGAGAUCAGUAGACUGGAAGAGAUCAGUGAUAUUGUCGGUGGUUAUUUGGGAACACCGUUGAGGAAAAAGAGGUUGGCCACAGCAAUAGACGCUGAAGGCUAUAUAAGAAAGUUAUUGAACCUAUUUCAUAUGUGUGAGGACUUGGAGAAUAUGGAAGGUCUUCAUUGUCUCUACGAAAUCUUCAAAAACAUUUUUUUAUUGAACAUGAACUCUAUAUUCGAAGUUAUGUUUUCAGAUGACUUAAUUUUCGAUGUGGUUGGGUGUUUGGAGUACGACCCUAGCUCACCAACACCAAAGAGACAUCGACACUACCUCAAAACUACAGCAAAAUUCAAAGAAGUGAUUCCUAUCGCGAAUCCAGAACUUGUUGCAAAAAUACAUCAAACGUACCGGGUCCAAUACAUCCAGGAUGUUGUCUUGCCGACUCCGUCAGUCUUCGAAGAUAACAUGCUGCCAACUCUUUCCAGUUUUAUAUUUUUCAAUAAAGUUGAAAUUGUCACAUUGAUCCAAGAAGACGAAAAAUUUCUGAAUGAUCUCUUUUCCCAGUUGACCAGUGAAAGUACGCCGGAACUGAAGCGGCGUGAUUUGAUUUUAUUUUUGAAAGAGUUUUGUAAUUUCUCGCAAAACUUACAGGCUCAAGGGAAAGAGUCAUUUUUCAAGACUGUGUCUACACUUGGUAUUCUAAAUGCCCUUGAAAUAAGUUUAUCUUCAGAUGACGUCCAAACAAAGACUGCUUCCAUAGACAUUUUAACUUCACUUGUUGAGUUUUCCCCUUCCAUUGUCAGAGAACAUACAUUACAACAAUCAUCUACACUAGAUGAGGAACUGAUCCUGCUGAAUGUUAUUAUUGAGCAAAUGAUCUACGAUACUGAUCCAGAGUUGGGAAGAGCUGUCCAGCUGAUGGGUGUUUUGAGAAUACUCAUCGAUCCCGAAAACAUGUUAGCUUCAACCAAUAAGACAGAAAAAACCGACUUUCUUAACUAUUUCUAUAAGCAUAGCAUACACGUCCUUAUAGCUCCCCUUCUAGCCAAUACAGUUGACAACCAUCCAGCUAAAGAUGAUUAUCAAACAGUCCAGUUACUAGGUUUAAUAUUGGAGCUGCUAUCGUUCUGUGUGGAACACCAUACCUAUCACAUCAAGAACUGCAUUCUUAAUAAGGAUCUUUUGAGACGAGUAUUAGUUCUAAUGAAGUCGAAUCACACGUUUCUGGUUCUUUGUGCUUUGAGGUUUAUGAGAAAAAUUAUUGCUUUGAAAGACGAAUUUUACAACCGAUACAUAAUGAAAGGAAAUCUCUUCUCGCCUGUAAUUGACGCUUUCAUCAGGAACAAUGGCCGAUAUAAUCUGCUUGAUUCUGCAAUCAUAGAAAUGUUUGAAUUCAUCAAGCUGGAGGACGUGAAAACAUUAUGUGCUCACAUAAUUGAAGGCUAUGGCAAAGUUUUAGAUGAAGUCGAUUAUGUUCAAACAUUCAAAGCAUUGAAGGUGAGGUACAACCAUCAAGAAAAGCUCAAGGAGAGGGAGAAAGCUUCUCUGGAUGGUGUUCCUUCAAUAUUAAGAACGAACCGGUACAGACGCGACCACCGUCAGAUGGAUGACGAGGAGGAGAUGUGGUUCAACGAGGAGGAUGACUUCGAUGAUGGGGAGGCCAUCGUUGCUGCUGGCGAGAAGCUCACCUCUGAACUCGAAUCUCUCGGCAAAGCUCUAGAGAAGAAGAGCGAAGGGUGUAGUGGGAAGCUGUUGGCUGGAGCCAAUGCGAAAUCACCAAUCAUCAACAACAACUCGGGCAUAACGGGCGCCUCGCAGUUGAGUCCCGCGCAGGGCGACAUCAAGUGUGCUGCUCUUUUCAAAAAGGCGUUGGUCGAUUAUGACGGUGAUUCGGAUGAGGAGGAGGAAGAGGAGGGUUCAGAGCUGUUGUCUCCCACCAAGCGCGCGCGAUUCUCUUAGGAGAAGGCCCCUGGAGACAAGGACGUGUCACUCACUCCGCUAGAAGGUGAUACAUCUUGUGACACUCAUUUCCACACUCUUCUCGACAAAUAGUUGAAACAUUUACAUGUGAAUGUGAACUGGUUGAAUGGUGGCAUGCCACCGCCACUGUUGUCUACUUGAAUGCGUCACAACAUUAAGGCUAUUGAAGCUGUCGAUAAGUUGUAGAACAUCCUGAGUGUAACCGUCUCUUGUCUCUAGACAGGGUGUUGUUCCGCAUAAAAUGUGCGUGCUCCGUGUGUGUUAUAUUACUGUAACAACUCGCAAUUAUUAUAAUUAUUUUGACCUUGAUACUUAUUGAACAACAACUAUUUAGGGGAAAGUGUAUUGUAAAUAGUUAUUUAAGUUGUACGUUUUGGUAUUUCUGUAUUGAAAACUAGUAGAUAUGGAAUUUAUAAUAUGAUAGACGUUUGUAUGUACUACUAGCCAGUGCGUGUGUGUGUGUGCUAGUGCGAGAAUAUUUGUUUAUGUCCGUGAGUUGGGGUUGAAUGUGUGAGUGAGUGCGUGUGAGUGCAUACAAAUAAUGUAAUAAUAAUUGAAGGUAAUCGUCUUGUAUGAAGGAAUAUUAGAAAAAAUUGUUUAGGUAAUAAAUCAAGGUACUAAUAAUUAGGCUUCUGGCAUCUUAUCAUUAUCGAUUCAAAUUGUAAAUUCAUUAUUACAUUUGAUUAAUAUGUAUCGGUGUGGUGUACAAACAGGUAGUCGGUGUCUUGAUAGUGAGACUUGGAAUGUGUCAAAAAUCGAUAGUUUUCAUUUGAAUGGGUCAAACACAAAAUUCACAUGUUUUUAAGAAAUGAUCAACCAAAAACUUGGAAAAUACUAAUCGUAAUUUGAAAGUGGAAUUAUUCGUUUUAAAAGUAGAUUCAAAAUUAGCUGAAGAAUGUUUUGAUUUUUAUAUUGACAUUUUUUUAAAUAAAAAGCAAGGUUAGCAUCUUUGUUGGAGCCUGCCAGACUACAUGCAGAAAUAAUAAAUACAGUAUAGUAUUAGAAUGACUUUGGUAUGAUAACUUUUAUUUCUAUAUUAUUUUUCUUGUACAUUCAUGUAGACCUAUAGAAUUCGAUAAGUGUAAAAAUGUGUAUUUAGAAGUAACAAUUUUCCUUUUCAUUUAUUAACAUACUGAGAUUUAAUAAAAGUCUUGUUUUCUUUCAGGUCCAAUUAAAAAUGAUUCAAUAUUUUGUAUAAUUUUUCAAUGAUAUUUGAAUAUAGCAAUUCAAAAUUUAAAGCGGUCUGCUGGAUAUUAUUUUCAAAGUAUUAAAAAUUAAGGUCGUAUUUGGAUUAUUUUUUUAACUCCCAUAAAUAAUUAACAUAAUGAAACCAACGACAAAAGUGUUUGUCAGUACCGGUAGGCCUACUACUAAAUUCUUACUGAAGUUCAGUCUUGCCUCCUCAACCACUUGCAUUCAACCUUGCAUUGAACCUUGAAGAGAGUAUGGCUCUUAUAUAUUACCUAAAUUACCCUACACUUUUUCAUAAACUAGUCAUUGUAGCUUGCAUUUAUUACGAUUCAACAAAGCUGCAUUGAUACAUUGGUAAUAAUCACAUUUAAUUAAUUCCUCAUGAGGACAUGGAAUUAUUAGAAAACUGUAUUUAUUUUAUUCUGUACAAAACAUAUUUACUCUUAUUUCACUAGACAUUUCAUCUGUUGAAGAUUUGAAGCACUUAAUCGAUACUUCUCAAGUCAAAAUUGAAGAAAAAAUCGAUGCAAUUGUUUAAAAAAAUAGGACAUGCUUUUUUGUUAAGGAUCUCCUGAUUUUCUUGCAAUAUUUGUUAGUAUAUUUUCUCAUUUCUACUAAAAAAAAACUGGGAAUAAAUUUCAAAUGAACUGAUAAUAAUAUUAUUAUCAAGAGUCGAAGGUCUUACAGAAGUUUUUAAACAACGAAAAGUUAGAAUUAUUAAUUUUUGCAAUACUCUACGUACGAUCUUCCAUUAAAUUGAAGUUAUUGAUUAAAAUUUUUAAGGGCUUAGCAAACAGUAAUUUAUGCUUAUGUAAUCACCAAGAAUCGGGUUUUAAGUUAGUGCAAAUAAAUUGCUGUAACUGAAAAAGCUUUAUUUUGAACUGUUAAAAAUUCUCCAAUGCAAUAAAUUAAAAGCCUUGGAUUUUAAAGUUGAAAUUAUCAGAAGUCACUAAUAUCAAUGGUGCCGCUCAAGAUUUUCAAAGACCAGUCUUCUGUUAUUGAAAGUAUUCAAAACAUUCUUGUAUUAAUGUACUCGUUAGUAAUUUGAUAGGAAUACUUAUCGUUAUUGUAAAAUGUUUUUAAUCGUUGAAAAGAGUGAUAUUUAAGUGGGCAUAGUCUGUGGAAUUACUGUAUUUAUAAAUUUAUACAUUUAUAACUCAAUGAAUGUAUAUGAACUUACUAUAUUCAAAAUAUACUGUGAACAGGACUAGAAGUGUGUUCUAAGGUUCCGGCUCACAAACGAACACAAUUACAACGUUGAGCUUCGGCAAUGUACUAUUAUCAUAGCUAGAUUAUGAUUGCAGCCGGCACUAGAUGGAAUCCAUGUGUUAUAUUCCAACUAGAAACAUGAAUUUAUUAGAAUUUUCUCAAACUAAAAGAAAGUAUUAAUACCUAUCGUGGAACGCUUGCUAUCAGAUUUUCCAAUUUUCUUGGAAGGAGUAUGGUAAGGAGAGAUUUUUAGAUGAAAUUAUACAUAAUAAUACUGAUGGACAGUCUUGAAGAAAUUGAUAAUGCUGAUUUUUUGCUCUUAGUAAAGAACGCUAUGUAAAUUCUUCAAUAAGUUGAAUGUUAUGAUUGAAUCACAGUAGGUUUGCUUGAAAACGUGUGUUCAAUGAAUAACAAUUUAUCGAAAUUUAAUUGUAUAUUCAUCUAUGUAGUUAUAUCCGCCAUAUUUAAACAACCUUUAAAAGAGGUGAAUUUGAUUUUAUUUCAAGUUUUUCAUUUGAAAUUAAUUGAACAGAAAUGAACGAAUCUCUUGAAAUGGAAUGUAUUUUUAGUAUCUUUGAUAAAA
This is a messenger RNA of Nilaparvata lugens (brown planthopper), 6008 nucleotides long. RefSeq names its product serine/threonine-protein phosphatase 4 regulatory subunit 3A (gene flfl). The coding region runs from base 653 to 3004 and encodes 783 amino acids. The record is from RefSeq and is a predicted model, not a curated record. Gene Ontology annotation, biological process: DNA damage response; protein dephosphorylation. Gene Ontology annotation, cellular component: protein phosphatase 4 complex; nucleoplasm. NCBI's taxonomy places the organism in Eukaryota, Metazoa, Arthropoda, Insecta, Hemiptera, Delphacidae. The transcript is spliced from 16 exons. Gene Ontology annotation, molecular function: protein phosphatase activator activity.